AGAGAGAGAGUGGGCGGCCACGCGCGCUGGGUGUCUUACCGAGGAUCUGUUGUCAUUUAAGCGCGGGGUGAAACAUGUGUCCGGAUGUCAGGAUAGCGACUAAAUGGGUACAGUUCCGGUAGCAUGAAGCGCCUUGGGAGUACACACGCCGAGCAGUCCUUGUGAAUUUUCUCCGUGCCUACCUAGAAGUUGUUUCCAACUUUUGUGAAAGUUUGUUCGGCGGCUUCCUUUCUUUUUACCAUUCGACGGCCGAAUCAUGGGACACCGUCCGACGACGAGGGGCCAUUCUUGCAGCACUUCACAACGCGGCUUCCUACUGCAAUGAAUGGCAACACUGUUCAACAGGGGACAGCCUCCACCGAUGCCACCCAGCCCAGAGGCUGGAAGGAGUUCUGCGAGGUGCACGCCAUCGCCACUGCCAAGGAGCUAGCCAAACAGUACCGCAUCUUUGCCAAAGAGCGCCCGCUGCACGAUGUCCCGGCAGCCGAAAACUUCUCUGUGCAGUUCACGGACCUCUUUCAGGAGUAUUUCCGCCAUGAGGUAGGGGAGGGGGGCCCGGCCAUGGCGGCCCGCUGCAGGGUGGUGCCAGUCUCUGGAGCUGGGGACUACCGGGAAGCGCAGAGACGUCUCUCGGAGGGCACGCAAGGUCUGGUGGGCUCGGGGACGCCCGCCGUUCACAAGGAGCAGCCGGACCGAAGGGAGCUGAGAUGCCCCUCUCUUGACACUAAUCGGGCGCCCUGCCUGCUCCGCAAGAGCCGGAGCUCGGAGGAAUUCUCUGACCCUGCGUUUUCUUUGCCCGAACGGUCCCCUUCGUCUGCCUCCUCGACCUCGAGUACCACGCACUUUUCGUUUAAGAACAUCCGGCAGAGCAUGAAGGACAUGUUCAAGAAGAAAUCUGCCGAGUGCCCAGCCGCCGUAGGGCAAAGGGAGUCAAAGGAGGCUGGCGCCGGAGAAACGCCGCAGCAGAUAGAGACUGCCAGGGUCAGCCGACAGAGCUUGUUAAAUCUACUGAGCGCAAGGUUAUGCACGCAGGCUUCUCCCCGGUUGGACGACGGCCUCAAGGUGUGCAGGGAGGGACACCUUUCUUAUCUGAUGGUGGACGAUGCCACCUUGGAUACUCAGUCUCACUGGCAUCGCUGUAGGCUGCUCCUGAGAAAGUCCUGUUUGCCAGAAAGUGAGGAUUACCAGCUGGAGCUUUUUGACCCUCCCAAGAGCUCCAAACCAAAACUGACUGCUCGCUGUUGUGACAUCACUGAAAUCCGAAGGUGUAACCGUCUAGAGAUGCCGGACAACAUCAAUACCUUUGUUUUAAAGGUUAAAAGUCUGCCCGGGAGCGUCAUCUUGGAGACGGACAGUGACCAGCAGCUGUAUUCCUGGACAGCAGACUUGAAGGACUGUAUGAACAAGGGGUCAGACGAACCUGGCGGGGACAACCAGUCCGCGUCUCAAGCUGACGUGAUACCCGCUGUUGUAGAAGGCAGCUCGGACUCCAUCAACCAAGGUGCAGUACACCUGCCUUUUGUGACCCAGCUCUACCACAAGACGGACCAAUUCCUCUCCUCCUACCCCUGGUUCCACGGGCAGAUCUCCCGCGUCAAAGCUGCCCAGCUGGUGCAGUCGCCAGGACAAGACGGACACGGCGUAUUCCUGGUCAGACAGAGCGAGACCCGACGCGGGGAGUACGUCCUCACCUUCAACUUCCAAGGCAAGGCCAAGCACUUGCGCCUCUCACUGACAGACCGAGGUCACUGCCGGGUCCAGCACUUGCGCUUCACAUCGGUGGUCGACAUGCUCAACCACUUCCAGCUCUCGCCAAUCCCGCUGGAGUGUGGCACGCCGUGUGAUGUCAAGCUGUCCAAUUACGUGUUGGCCAACACCCACUCCCAAGGUGGAAGUGCCUCCGGUGACACCGUCCUGAUCCCCUUCUCUGUGCACAGGUGGAACUCGGAGCCCAGUUUGGCCCAUUACAGCGCGACCAGCUGCCCCCGAGCACUUACACUCGACAGCCUCCACCAGCCCGAGCAGAUCUUCCACGUGGUGUCUCCUCAAGAGCUCUCGGGGGCACUUCGGCGCAGUGACUCUUUGGGCCUGCAGGCCCGCCACCGUCCGCAGAGGGACUCCGAUUAUGAACUAGACCAGUCUUCUAGGGGGCGAAAGCGAGCCACUGACAAUCAAUACAUGUUUCUUUGACACAGUGCAAAAGUGUGCAAGAGUGUGUGAGUGUGUGUGUGUGUGAGAGAGAGAGAGAGAGUGAGAGAUGACCAUUCCAUAAAAAUGGAGAGAAAAAGAAAAAAAAACACACAGGGAAGGACUGCUGGUGGGAGGGCAUGGCCAGGUGUU
This is a messenger RNA of Erpetoichthys calabaricus (reedfish), 2340 nucleotides long. RefSeq names its product SH2B adaptor protein 3 (gene sh2b3). Gene Ontology annotation, cellular component: plasma membrane. Gene Ontology annotation, biological process: intracellular signal transduction. The coding region runs from base 322 to 2190 and encodes 622 amino acids. NCBI's taxonomy places the organism in Eukaryota, Metazoa, Chordata, Cladistia, Polypteriformes, Polypteridae. Gene Ontology annotation, molecular function: transmembrane receptor protein tyrosine kinase adaptor activity. The transcript has 8 exons. The record is from RefSeq and is a predicted model, not a curated record.